GUAAGUCACGACGUAGGAUGGUUGUGGAGAAGCUGGGUCGACGUGGCUGACCACGUGAAGGUGGGAGCUGCGCAGGUGCAGACAUGUCCGCUGAGCAGCUUUCAAAAGUCGGUGGAGCUGCACCAGCUCUCCUAUCCAUCCCAGGCGUGGCGGCGCAGGUGCUUUCUUCGUCACCCCUUGCUCUGCUUCCUUGUUGCAGCUGGAAGGGGCCUGGUCGCAUUUCUGCUGUGCUCGGAGGCUGCAGUUGUACGUUUGCAAUGGCGAAUGCAACUGCUGCAGCCGGCGCUGUUUCCUGGGCACGGUUCAACUGCUGCUCAGCGUCAACUCAACAAACAGAGGGCAAUCGCAAUGGCUUCUUCGGCACCUUGCUUCCUUAUGAUCAGCGUCGCCAGGGGCGGGCUUACCCUUCAGUCCGAAGCCAGGCCGCAAGGGCAGCCGGCACCCCUGAGAUCCCGGAGGGUUGGGGCAGGACGGGCCGGUUAAAAAGCCAGAUUGACAAAAAGGGACAAAAGGCAGCCAGUCAAAAAGAGAAGAGUUUGGAGGGCUGGACAGAGGUUGCCCCGUCGCUGUCAGUUGAGGAAGGAACGAACAAGGCAACCAUCCAUAAAGGAGAGGGCUACGUGGUGAUCAAGUCCGGAGAUGAGCUGUACGGGAUCGACGCCAAUUGCGCCUCCUGCAAGUUUCCCGUCAUUGAAGGGAAGGUGACGACAGCUGCCGACGGCAAGGGGCCGCAGAUUGAGUGCCCGUUGUGUCAUUCCAAGUUCUCGCUACUCGACGGGACGGUGCUUGAAUACUGCCCCAAAGACGGGCCGAUGCAAUGGAUUGUGGGGACCAUUAAAGAGAAGGCCCCUCGCGAAAACACGAAGGUGUAUCCAGCUCGCAUGUCAAGGUCCGGUCGAGUCUACUUCCAGUUUGUAAAGCCAACAUAGAAGCCGCUUGCCUAUCGUGGACGGUCUUGAUCAAGAGUCUAGGAGCGGGGCAGGAGGUCUCUAUGGUCAACCCUGGAUCACAUGAGAGCAUGUUGAUCUUUCGAGUUGAAUCUUAGCACGUUGGAGAGUUUGAGCGUUUUCGGGUUGUACCGUGUUGCUGUGGCCUUGGCCUUACUAAGCUAGGUAGAGUGGUCGUGAGAAGCUGGACAAGGUAAACUGACGAACAGGUGAUGACGAAAGUCUGGUACGCAAAGUAGCAUGGUAGGAAAGUUUCUGAGUAUGCAAGGGAAAAAUUCCAUAGGAUAAAUGACGGAAUCGUGGACAUUAUCAGGAGCAUAGCAAGUGCCUGCUUGCACCGAAUGCAUCUCGGGGCCUGGGUGCUGUUUUUCAAGCAUGCUAGGCUUUGCUCGAGAGUAUGUGGCAUGGUCUGAAUAGACGAAGCGCGUGGAAGUAUACAACGGAUUUUUGGUACACUUGAGCUUCGAAUCAUGUAGUUGAUGGCGGU
Messenger RNA from Klebsormidium nitens, 1434 nucleotides. The record is from the annotation of a GenBank genome assembly. Lineage: Eukaryota; Viridiplantae; Streptophyta; Klebsormidiophyceae; Klebsormidiales; Klebsormidiaceae.